AUGUAUAAUAAUGUCAGGCCGCAACCAGGGGUGCCUCAAUUUUAUUCUCAACCUCCAACAAGCUCACAACCUAAUGUGUUAGGAAAUGCAUUUAAUGCUGCCGGUUCUGGACUCAUUCGAGGUGGAUUGGGUGCAUAUGGAGAAAAAAUAUUCGGAUCAAGCUCUGAGUACGUCCAAAGCAAUAUAAGUCGGUAUUUCUCUGACCCCCAAUAUUACUUCCAAGUGAAUGACCACUAUGUUAAGAACAAAUUAAAGGUGGUUUUGUUUCCAUUCCUGCACCGGGGUCAUUGGACUAGAAUUACUGAACCAGUGGGAGGUAGACUCUCUUAUAAACCUCCGGUUCAUGACAUAAAUGCACCCGACCUGUACAUUCCGUUGAUGGCAUUUGGUACCUAUGUUGUUCUUGCUGGCAUUUCACUCGGUCUUCGUGGAAAGUUUAGUCCAGAAGCAUUAAACUGGUUAUUCAUCAAGGGAUUGGUUGGCUGGUUUAUGCAAACGGCGCUGCUUAAAGCGACAUUGCUUUCAUUAGGAAGUGGGGAAGCGCCACUACUGGACAUUAUAGCAUACGCGGGGUAUACUUUCGCGGGCAUAUCUUUGGCUGUUAUUGGAAAAAUAAUCUCCGGUUACUCGUAUUACGUUCUGAUGCCAUGGACCUGCUUAUGCAUGGGAGUAUUCUUAGUUAAAACAAUGAAAAGAGUCCUUUUUGCAGAAGUGAGGAGUUAUGAUUCAAGUAAACACCAUUAUCUCUUGCUGUUUAUUGCUUUUGCUCAGUUCCCAUUGUUCAUAUGGCUUGGAAACAUUACUGUCAAUUGGUUUAUAUGA
Messenger RNA from Lathyrus sativus (Indian pea), 822 nucleotides. The record is from the annotation of a GenBank genome assembly. NCBI's taxonomy places the organism in Eukaryota, Viridiplantae, Streptophyta, Magnoliopsida, Fabales, Fabaceae.